Molecule: messenger RNA, 458 nt
Organism: Prunus persica (peach)
Lineage: Eukaryota; Viridiplantae; Streptophyta; Magnoliopsida; Rosales; Rosaceae
Product: gibberellin-regulated protein 12
Exons: 3
Coding region: 174-458 (94 amino acids)
Source: RefSeq, a predicted model, not a curated record
AUAUAUAUAUAUAGAGGAAGAAAUUACCAUAUAGUUAAAGAAACAUAGAUGUGCCCUCCCAUAUACGUAUAUGUAUGCACAUAUAUAUAUGUGAUGACCUUGCUCACAUGCAUCAUAUUCCUGAACAACGUUCCAUUCUCCCCUGAAACUAGAAAAUUUACAAUUAAUUAAACAUGGCCAGGCUCUCAUGUUUUUCCACUGCUUUCUUUCUCAUCUUUGCCUUGAUCUGCACCAUUGAUGUCAUGACCGGCGGUGAGGGAUCACUUCGUGCUGAACAAUGCGGAGGGGCAUGUGCAUAUCGAUGCUCAGCAACUUCACACAAGAACCCAUGUAUUGAAUUCUGCAACAUGUGCUGCAACAAGUGUCUAUGUGUUCCUUCAGGCACAUAUGGACACAAGGAAGAAUGUCCAUGCUACAACAACUGGAAGACCAAGGAAGGAGGCCCCAAGUGCCCAUGA